ACGCUUCUGAGGUACCCCUCCUUAACGAUCGAGCAAGAGAGAGAGCAAGCCAUUCAGAGCCAGCGAGCGAGACCCAGCCAGACGCUGUGGCAUAUUUGCUUAGCUUCUGUGAUUCAUAACAAGCUUUCUCCUUGACGCUCUUUCACUUCCCUUGCAGCUAUUUACCUCUCUGCCUGCUCCUCGUUCACCAGGCUGCAGGUCUCCUCUAACUUUUCGACAUGUCUUCUAUGUAGUCUGAAACUUCUAAAUGCAUUUCGCACUCCAUGGUUUCGAAAAUAAGUUAAUAAAAAGGAAUUAGAAAAGAUUGGAAGUUUUGUAUUAUCAAGUGUACAGAUGGAUAUGUGGGUGGUGUUCGUGUGCGCUUUUCAAUUCUAAAUCAAGGGUUUUGGUUGGUUACUGGAAUUUAUGACCCCAUUUUUUGAAAAUUACCAAAACAUCUCUCCAUUAGGGUUCAUGUUGUGAUUGUUAUACAAGAGCUUCUAAAGAUGUUCCUAUGAUGAAAGCUUUUCAGGGAAAGAAAGAAAAACAAAAUGUCUCUAAUUUACGAUAGUGAGACAUAUCUGCCUUACAGAUGAUUUGUCAGGGAGCUUGAGACAACUCAGCUCGACAGCCUUGUCGUGAGUUUCAUACCACCAUCGUCACAAAACUUCCGACAAGUUUCUGAAUCUCUCAAUGUCAGGGUUCCGAAUAGAAUGAGAAUUCAUUCUAGAUGUGAAUAUGGAGAAAGUCGGCAAAAAAUCAGUUGAAGGACUCAUGAAGAGAGAUCCCUUCGAUACCAUCGACAAGUGCAGUGACAAAGGCAGAAGCAAGCAGACGGUUGUCUCGGAUCUCGACGGAACUCUUCUUCGCAGCCGAAGCUCGUUCCCCUACUUCAUGCUGGUGGCAUUCGAAGCUGGAGGAGUGGCCCGGGCCUUUGUGCUCCUCUUGUGCUCUCCGCUGUGUUGGCUUCUGUACCAUUGCGUCUCAGAAUCCAUCGGCAUUCGCCUCCUGAUCUUUGUCACCUUCGCGGGCCUAAAAAUCGGCGGUAUCGAAGCCAUCGCACGCGGAACGUUGCCAAAGUUUUACGCGGAAGACGUGCAUCCGGACACAUGGCGAAUCUUUUCUUCGUUUGGGGAGCGGUACAUACUUACGGCGACGCCGCGGAUCAUGGCGGAGACCUUCGCCAAGACGUAUCUGGGAGUGGACGGUGUGUUGGGGACGGAGCUGCAUUUCACUUCUGGCGGCAUCGCGACUGGUUUGUUGAUGAACCCAGGGGUUCUAACCGGGAGAAACAAAGAAAUUGUGCUGAGGCAAGAAUUCCAAGGCUUGAACCUUCCUGACGUGGGUCUCGGAGACCGUCCGUCCGACCACAACUUCAUGUCCAUUUGCAAAGAAGGAUACAUCGUUCCGCCGAGCAACACAAUACUGGCAGCGUCGAAAGAAAGUCUAAUGAACCUGCUGGUGUUUCACGACGGCCGCCUGAUCCAAAGGCCCACAGCAGGCAUAGCGCUCAUCAUACUGCUGUGGUACCCGAUUGGCGCUGUGUUGGCCGUGCUUCGGAUCCUGGCUGGCAUCCUUCUUCCCUUCCACUUGUUGAAAUUGGUAUACAAGUUUCUUGGGGUUGGGGUGGUGGUUCGUGGGACCCCACCCCCAGAGCCCAAAGACGGCCCCGGACGAGGAGGCUACCUGUACGUGUGCUCGCAUAGGACGCUACUAGACCCCGUGAUGGUGGGCGUGGCGUUGAAGCGGCGCGUGACGGCCGUCACGUACAGCAUAAGCCGGCUGUCGGAGGUGUUGUCCCCAAUCAAAACAGUGGCACUGAAGAGGAAUCGGGAGAAAGACGCGGCGAAGAUCAGGUCUCUGCUGCGAGAAGGAGACCUUGCGAUCUGCCCCGAGGGCACCACCUGUCGGGAGCCGUAUCUGCUGCGAUUCAGCGCGCUGUUCGCGGAGCUGUCGAACCAGUUGGUACCUGUGGCGAUGAACACGCGCAUGAGCAUGUUCCACGGCACCACCGCGCAGGGGUGGAAAUGCUUGGACCCUUUCUACUUCUUCAUGAAUCCCAACCCUAUCUAUGAGGUUACGUUCCUCAACGAAUUACCGGUUGAGCUUACAUGUGCCGGUGGGAAAUCUUCGUAUGAAGUUGCGAACCACAUCCAACAACUUUUGUCGCAAACGUUGGGCUUUGAAUGCACAAAUUAUACACGAAAAGACAAGUAUGGGGUGCUCUGUGGAAACGACGGUUCAAUUCCUUUAAAGUCUCAAGACUCCUUUGGUUCGUAGCACAUAGUGUUGAAAGCACAGUGUUUCAAUGCCUUUGAAAUGGUUUGGAUAGAUAGUAUUUUUAUAUAUAAUUACAUAGCAAUUCUUUUACAACUAAUAUGUUUGAUUUUCCCAAAAUAAAUAAAUAAUAAAUCAUAGAAUAAAAAUAUCCUCUCA
Messenger RNA from Physcomitrium patens, 2415 nucleotides. RefSeq names its product glycerol-3-phosphate 2-O-acyltransferase 6. Gene Ontology annotation, biological process: cutin biosynthetic process. Gene Ontology annotation, cellular component: membrane. The record is from RefSeq and is a predicted model, not a curated record. Gene Ontology annotation, molecular function: phosphatase activity; glycerol-3-phosphate 2-O-acyltransferase activity. Lineage: Eukaryota; Viridiplantae; Streptophyta; Bryopsida; Funariales; Funariaceae.